Molecule: messenger RNA, 2886 nt
Organism: Moneuplotes crassus
Lineage: Eukaryota; Ciliophora; Spirotrichea; Euplotida; Euplotidae
Source: the annotation of a GenBank genome assembly
UUUAUUAAUUGAUAUUUUAUAUAAUUAUUUUAGCCACAAAUGCUAUCUUCUUUUUCGAGGCGUCCAAUCUGUUUAAUUUUUAAUGGUAUAACAAAAACAUGAAGUUUACAGCAAAGGCUGAAAUUAUCUAGCAGGAUAAUCAAUUUCAAACCUCUCCGAACACCUUUUCUGAGCCUCCAUUCAAACAUUAGCAUGAAUUACUUCAGCACAAACAUCCACGAAGGUUUAAAAGACUUUAUCGAGUUCGAAGAAGCAAGAGCAGCACCCCAUGAAUUUUACAGAGACUUUGUUGUCAACAGGAAGAAGGAUUAUUUAACUCUUAGUGCUGAAGAAAGUGUUUUGAAGAAUAAAAACGUACAGCAUUUGAUCAAAGAUAUGGUUGAGUCAGAAUCUCUUUCAGAAUUUUUAGAGAUCAUUGAUACUGCACCGAGUGAACUUCUUUAUUCCUUAAUUUUGGAAGAGAUUCACCAACACCCGCAAUCAAACAACCUGUUAAGAUUUUUAAAAUAAUGGGAAGAAAGGAAAGAUUGGCCCUUCAGAUAAGGACUUGCUUACUAAAUUGUUUGUUUUGCCAGAUAAAACAUCCAAAAAUCCUUGAUUCAAGGUUGAGAAACAAAUAAUAGAACUAUGGGGACUAACCAAAGACGAUAUAACUUACAAAAAUUUUAACAUAGAAGUUGGAGUGUUUAUAAAGAACACUGUGGAGAAUAUUGAUUCAAUACAAGAACUCAUACAGUUUAAGAAAAUAUUAUCAUUCUCAAAAUACUUUGAGAUAUAUACUUGGGAUGCAGGAUUCAAAAAACUGAAACAACUCUUUAAUGACUCUCAACACGAUUUAUCCUUUGAUGAAAGAUAUCUUCUACUUGAUAUUUGGUGUAGAUUUAUCAAUGAAGUGAAACACCCUUCAUUUUUCAAGCAUUAUAAUGAAGUAGCAAAUAUGAUAUUUCUUCAACUAUUUCAAAAACUGUCAACAAGUAACACGACAAGUGAGAAUAUAUUGCAAGGCUACUCACAAGCUCAUUUCGAUAGUUAUAUCAAACUAUCCCCUCCUUCUCUGUGGGAGAUAGUCCAAUGAUUUAGUAACCAUUAUCCCAUAAUUUUGGAAUUAUGCAAUCAGUCAGGGGCUAUCGAUGACUUUGACAUAUUUGUUAACCAGAUCAUUGAUCUUUCUAAACUCCAAUCCAAAAACUUGCCUGAUUUUGCAGAGUGGAUGCAUAAAGUCCCUCCUGAAAUUUGAAAGCAUGUUGAUCCUCAGUUGCUCAUCAAUAAAGUUACUUACAAAAGAAAGAAGAAUGGAAUUGAAUACUUAGAAAUAAACCAGCAGUUAGGAAAUGCAAAUCUCCAAAAGUUAGUAGUUGUUUUAGAUAAAUUCCUACAAUACUAUAUGAAAUCUGAUGUGGAAUAUAAUGACUACUACAAAGGAAUUGGUUUGUCCAAUUUCCCUGGAGAUAAAGACACAGACGUAUUCAAAGAAAACCUCACAUACUCAGAAGUAUUACAGGAUGCAUUUAAGUUCUGACUUCACAAAAAGAAAGAAAUUUUAAGUAAGAACAAAGGAAGUUUAAGGAUGAAAUGAGACGAACUCAUCUCUUUCGAAUCCUUGAUUUUUCAAAUUCUCAGAGAUCAGCACUUAAAUAGAGAGAAGAAUAAUUCUAAAACGAAGGAAUAUACUGAAAUAUUCCCACUGUUUUGUGAUAACUUCACAACACAUUAUGAUAGUUAUAGAAUUAAUGAAGACGUUGAUGGAAUUAUCAAAUUUAUAUAUUGCUCUCCAUCAAUGAACCUUAGAGAGGCUAGAAGAAAACUUGCUACCCAAGUGUUGCCAAGGAAUAUGAAUUUUAUCAACUCUUUAUUUGUUAAGAGAACUAUUAGAUCUCAAGACUUGGAAAUGAGCAAUGUAUCCUCAGAGCAUCUUUUGGCAUCUCAAUAUAACACGAGAAAUGAAUUAACAUUUGAUGAAAAUCAAAUGUUUAAUUUAAUACAAAAUAUUUACUUCUCAGUUCCUGAUCAAGGGAAUCAAAGAGAAAGAGUGCUUGGCAUUCUAGAGGACAAACUAACAAAUAAAUUUGAAUUCCUUCCAAUUGAGCUUAUAAUAAAGAUUCUACAGAAGAUAACUCAUUAUGAGGAGAAUGUGAGCUAUGAUACACUUGAGAGCAUAGAGAAACAAUUUACGAAAGGAAAAAUUACUUCUCUAUAUCCCAACCAGAUUGCAGAAUUAUUCAAAGUUUAUGCUAAGUCCAUAUGGGAAAUUCCAAUGCUCUGGAACUUUUUGGUAACCUUCUUCAACACAAGUCUUGAGAAAGGCAAGUUCGAAUUAUAUCCAGAAGACUUAGCAGAUAUAAUUAUUAUUCUUGCUAAAAAGGAUGAAAUUCCAAAUGAAAAGAUCCUCACACUUGCAAAAAUAGGCCUAAACAUACACUUUGAUGACCUUGACAAGAUAUUAGAUAAUACAAUUAAAAUGAUUCAGCAGAAGAAGAGGAGACAUCUCAUUUUAUCCCCAGAAGAUGUCACAGUGAUUGGCCAUAUCAUUCAUAAAAUGAAAACAAUUAACACAAAGAAGGCCAUUUCUCUUAUUGACCACCAAAAUUCAAAUCUAGAAACUGAGUAUCAAAAUGAUAGUUCUAGUCCCAAAAUGAGGGAAACAGUAAAGACUAACAAAAUUAAGAGAAUAAUCCAAGGCUACCUUACUAAAUUCAGAUGGGUUGAAGACGAAUUUGGAUAUGACGAGGCACACAAAAUUAAACAAAACUUGUCAAAUAUCAACAACCAACUUAAGAAAACCAAUGUUCGCAAGAGACCUAGAAGAAGACAAUCUUCCCGUAGAAGAAGAAAUUAAAUGCGCCUGAUUCUUCCAAUUCUAAUCUAAGAAUAUUGAAGAUCUCAAUC